GUUUUUUCUUCCCAGAUUAUUAUGAGCUCAAUCUUUUAGCAAGGGUAGAUGAUCAGAUGGACGGAUGUUACAAAAACAUAAUGGUGUUUUCUUGGGUUGAUGAUCCACAGUGUUUUUGAGAAGCGUAUAACAUGAGAUACCAUAACGGGAGGUGGGGACGGUGUUUCUGGCGUUGUAACACCGUUUUUGUGUGCCACCUCAGCCGAUAAUGGCAUUUUUGUAACCAUUACCGGGUAGUCUAAUGGUAGAAACUUAAUGGAUCAUGUGCAAGAUUUGAAAACCACAUGAUCACCCUUAUCAAUUUUACAAUACUAAGUCAACCACAAGGACCAAAUAUGUAAUUUACCUUUAUAAAAAGAAAGAAAAUAAAUAAAACAACUUGGUCAGAUUUGGGACAAGUGUGACGUGGCCAAAAGCAAAUUUCCAAUUCGGAGGGAUCGCCGCUGCGCUCCAAUCCGCUUCAUUUGUAGGUCGUAAGACCAUUAUCACCGGCGGCGCUUGGCGGAACUAAAACCUCCCACCGGCCAUCACUGUCCAUAACGAGCUAUAACUACGAAACAAGAAAACCAACAAAAACCCGGAUGAAGUUUACAAGGAACAAGAAAACAUCAUUCUCCUAACAUGGUGUCUUUCUUUUGCAAUGCCCUCUCUCAAACCCACCAACUAUAAUCAAAUUCAACGUCCUUGUGUGAUCCAAUCGGUACAUAAUUUAUGCUCGAAGGGACGCCUGAAGGAAGCAGUGCAAUCGCUCGAAAAUUUAGCAAGUAAAGGUCUACGUUUGGACACGAGAUCUUUAGCUCUUCUUUUACAAGAGUGUGCGAAUUACAGAUCACUUAAAGAAGGAAAAUGGGUUCAUUUGCAUAUGAAUGUUACGGGUCGGAAGAGACCCGGUACGUUCUUGUCCAAUCAUUUAAUUUACAUGUAUUCAGAGUGUGGGAAUUGGGUUUGUGCACGGAAGGUGUUUGAUAAAAUGUCUAUCAAAAAUUUGUAUUCUUGGAACAACAUGCUAUCGGGGUAUGCUAAAUUAAGGAUGAUGAAACCAGCUCAGACCUUGUUUAACCAAAUGCAGGAGAAGGAUGUUGUGUCAUGGAAUACAAUGGUCAUCGGCUAUGCACACACUGGACAUUAUAACAAGGCAUUGAAGUUCUUUAAAGAUUUGAGAAUGUCAAACAUUAGGCUAAACGAGUUCAGUUUUUCAGGUCUCUUAACCGUUUGUAUCCAAACAAAAGAGUUAAAACUCACAAAACAAGUCCAUUGUCAGGUAUUUCAUCUUGGUUUCUUAUCAAAUAUAGUACUUUGUAGUUCAAUCAUCGACAGCUAUUCAAAAUGUGGUGAGAUUCACAAUGCAAGGAACCUGUUCGAUGAAAUGCCUAAAAGAGACGUUCUUUCUUGGACCACUAUAGUUUCAGCAUACGCAAAGUCAGGAGACAUGAAAUCAGCUAACGAGUUAUUCAACAUCAUGCCAAACAAAAAUCCCAUAUCUUGGACCUCACUAAUUUCAGGAUACACAAGAAACGGUUUCCCAUAUGAAGCACUUAACCUCUUCACAAAGAUGAUAUCACAAAAAGUCACCCCAAAUCAGUUCACUUUCAGCAGCGCCCUAUGUGCUUCUGCUAGCCUCACUUCAAUCAAAAUCGGUAAACAAAUCCAUGGAUUCUUGAUAAAAUCACAUCUCACACCAAACACUAUAGUUCUUAGCUCCCUAAUCGACAUGUAUUCCAAAUGUGGAAGUGUACAACUUAGUCAAAUAGUUUUCAAUCUUGUCACUGAUACACACAACACAAUACUAUGGAACACAAUGUUAUCAGCUUUAUCUCAACAUGGUCAUGGAAAACAAUCUUUAGAGCUUUUCUCCAACAUGGUGAGAUCAAAAGUAAAACCAGAUAGGAUUACAUUUAUCAUACUUCUAAGUUCAUGUAGUCAUUCGGGACUUGUUCAAGAGGGUGUUAAUCUUUUCAACAAUAUGAUUCAAGAUCAUGGGAUUAGUCCUGAUGAAGAACAUUAUGCGUGUUUGAUUGAUCUUUUGGGGAGAGGAGGGUGUUUUGAUGAAGUGGUGAAUUGUUUACAGAAGAUGAAAGUAGAACCUGAUGUGCGUGUUUGGAAAGCUUUACUUGGUGUUUGUAGGAUUCAUGGGAAUAUGGAAUUGGGGAUAAAAGCUGGUGAAAAGUUGAUUGAAUUGGAACCUGAUUCUUCAGUUGGGUAUGUUUUGCUUUCAGGGAUAUAUGCGAUUUCAGGGAAGUGGGAUUUGGUUGGAAAAGUGAGGAAGAUUAUGAAGGAAAGAGGUGUGAGGAAAGAAUUAGGGUUUAGUUGGUUGGAAAAUGAGAAAAAGUUUCAUGCUUUUAGUGUAUCGGAUAAGUUGAAUGGUUUUGAAGGUGAGAUUGAAUCGGUUUUGGAGAUUUUAGCUUCUGAAAUGGAAGAAGAAGAAGAUGAUGAUGAUGAUGAUGAUGAUGAUGAAUCUUUUCGUGAUAGUUGAAGGUAAUGUUUCGAUGUUUGUUUUCGAUGUUUGUUUUUGAUGUAUUUUUUGUUGAAUAAUUGAAGAGUAAAUUAGAAAGAGGGAUAAAGUUCAUAGAUUUGUAGGAUGAAUGAGUUGAUGUUAAAGUACAACAUUGUACUUUGAAAUUUUUUGUUAGUAAGACAUAGUACUUUGAAAAGCUAACCAGUUAUAGCAUUUUGUACUAUUCGAUUAUUUUGUGUUAUUAGAAUAGUAUGCUUAAAAAGUUC
Lactuca sativa (garden lettuce) is the source of this 2721-nucleotide messenger RNA. RefSeq names its product Pentatricopeptide repeat (PPR-like) superfamily protein. Gene Ontology annotation, molecular function: RNA binding; protein binding. The record is from RefSeq and is a predicted model, not a curated record. Gene Ontology annotation, biological process: RNA modification. NCBI's taxonomy places the organism in Eukaryota, Viridiplantae, Streptophyta, Magnoliopsida, Asterales, Asteraceae.